AUGCCGAAUAACCCGAAAACAGUUAGUCUUCAAGAGGAGCUGCGCCAGUCUCUAAGCCAGUUACCUUUGGAUAUUCUUCUUCCUCUGGUUGCGGAGUUCAAGCCGGAGACUGCUGCAGGUGUGCGGGCUCUUGCUGACCAAGGACUAGACGAACGACUUGUUGUCAGCAUGCUCUGCGACGAAGACACCGUCUUGUCAGCGUCCUUUCAGCAACCCCCCAGUUUUGCAGGGGCGCAGCAGAGCUCAACAAGCGGAUUUAAUUUCCGCUCGCCACUUAUGCAUAUUCUGUCGGCGGGGCACGAGCAGCACGUGGAGGAAUGCAGUAGUCCGAUCAGCGCAGUGGCGUGUGCUAAAUGCAUUCCGGAGGGGCACCAAUACCUUGCAUAUGAGUGUGACGCAGAAGCAACAAACGCGAAGCCUGUAUCAAAUCAGGAUUAUCAUGCGUCUGUCGAUACGGUGUCUACCGCGGCUUCUCAGAGGGUGGCUGAUGAAGUACCGGCAGCCAACGUAUGCGUGUCGAUGACGAGUACAGGAGGUCCUUCGGUUUCCGGCGGUGUUGGAAGCAGCAGAAACUACAUGGGCCCGGAUAAUCGUUUGCCCGAUGAAGAGAGAAUGACGCGAGGGCAACAGGUCAGUUAA
This is a messenger RNA of Besnoitia besnoiti, 639 nucleotides long. RefSeq lists its product as uncharacterized. The transcript has a single exon. Bases 1 to 639 code for a protein of 212 amino acids. The record is from RefSeq and is a predicted model, not a curated record. NCBI's taxonomy places the organism in Eukaryota, Apicomplexa, Conoidasida, Eucoccidiorida, Sarcocystidae.